AUGGCGGCCCAUUUUGAGAACCUGCCAGACGAGCUCAAGCUGGCAACAGCAGCUCAUGUGAAAUAUAUCCAGAGCCUGGAUACCCGCAAAGACGAAUACGACUACUGGCUGACGGAGCACCUUCGUCUUAACGGCCUCUAUUGGGGUCUGACUGCGUUGCACCUGCUUGGUCAUCCUGAUGCGCUUCCCCGUGCUGAGACGAUAGACUUCGUUCUCUCCUGCCAGCAUGAGAACGGAGGCUUCGGGGCCGCACCUGGUCACGACGCUCACAUGCUCUAUACAGUUAGUGCUGUACAGAUUCUUGUCAUGAUCGAUGCUUUGGAUGAGCUGGAGUCGCGCGGCACGGGGAAGGCGCAAGUAGGCAAGUUUAUUGCCAGUCUUCAGAAUCGCGAUAGCGGGACUUUUGCGGGUGAUGAAUGGGGUGAGGAGGACACCCGCUUCCUCUACGGCGCGCUGAACGCUCUCUCACUUUUGGGUCUGCUUUCUCUGGUGGAUGUUGACAAAGCCGUAAAGCACAUUGCCGCCUGCACCAAUUUCGAUGGUGGUUACGGUGUCAGCCCUGGAGCCGAGUCCCAUUCAGGCCAAAUUUUCACUUGCCUUGCGGCGCUUUCCAUCGCUGGGCGGCUUGAUCUUGUCGAGAAAGAGAAACUUGGACGGUGGUUAAGUGAGAGGCAGGUGCCCGCAGGCGGCCUCAAUGGACGGCCCGAGAAGGAUGAGGACGUCUGCUAUAGCUGGUGGGUGCUGAGUAGUUUAAGCAUUAUUGGAAAGACGCACUGGAUCGACCGACAGAAGCUCAUUACUUUUAUUUUGAAGUGUCAGGACACUGAGCUUGGUGGCAUCUCAGACCGUCCUGGGAACAUGGUGGAUGUGUGGCACACGCUGUUCGGCCUCACAGGACUAAGCUUACUAGGACAUCCGGGCAUGGUGGAGGUUGACCCGGUGUAUUGCAUGCCUAAGUCAGUGAUUGAUAAGGCGCUGGGUAAUAUAUCAUGA
Messenger RNA from Colletotrichum truncatum, 993 nucleotides. RefSeq names its product geranylgeranyltransferase beta subunit. The record is from RefSeq and is a predicted model, not a curated record. Gene Ontology annotation, molecular function: Rab geranylgeranyltransferase activity. Lineage: Eukaryota; Fungi; Ascomycota; Sordariomycetes; Glomerellales; Glomerellaceae. Gene Ontology annotation, cellular component: Rab-protein geranylgeranyltransferase complex. Gene Ontology annotation, biological process: protein geranylgeranylation.